Molecule: messenger RNA, 2574 nt
Organism: Pungitius pungitius (ninespine stickleback)
Lineage: Eukaryota; Metazoa; Chordata; Actinopteri; Perciformes; Gasterosteidae
Gene: eevs
Product: 2-epi-5-epi-valiolone synthase
Exons: 5
Coding region: 63-1421 (452 amino acids)
Biological process (GO): antibiotic biosynthetic process
Molecular function (GO): 3-dehydroquinate synthase activity
Source: RefSeq, a predicted model, not a curated record
AUUCACGUCAAGGCUGUGGCUUGUUCUCCUGAGCGCUGUAAGGUACACUUAGCAGCACGACAAUGGGAAAAGGCCAUCUUAAAGGGAAAGAUUCCAAAGAAAAGAGCACCGAGUUUAGCUUAGUGCGUGUCAUGGGUACGUGGAAGUGUAAACUGGGACAUAAGGUCAAUAAGGACACAGCUGACUGUGUUUCGGCUGCAAAAAUCUAUGAGAGCAUCACAGAACAGGGCGCCAGUUGGACAGUGGUCAGCCCCAUUGUGUUUACCUACAAAGUCACUGAGACCCGGCACUUGCUGGACCCGAGCAACGACACCCUCCUGCUGGGCCACAUCACCGACCCGCAGCAGCUGGACGACAUUCAAAAAUCCAACAAGCCAAUCAAGCGCUUCCUGGUCGUGGACCAAGAAGUCUUCAAAAUCUACGGUACAAAGCUCACCGAAUAUCUAGAGGCUAACAAUGUUCUGUACAAGAUCCUGUCUUUACCCACCACCGAGGAGAACAAAUCCAUGAAAAUGGCCCUGAAGAUCCUGGAGGAGAUCAACAACUUCUCCCUCGACCGCCGCACGGAGCCCAUUAUCGCCAUUGGCGGCGGAGUGUGCCUGGACACAGUGGGCCUGGCCGCCUCGCUCUACAGGAGACGCACUCCUUACAUCAGGGUGCCGACCACGCUGCUCUCCUACAUCGAUGCCAGCGUGGGAGCGAAGACGGGGGUCAACUUUGCAAAUUGCAAGAACAAGCUGGGCGCCUACAUUCCACCGGCCGCAGCCUUCCUCGACCUGUCCUUCAUGCAAACCGUUCCCCGACGACACAUCUCCAACGGGCUGGCAGAAAUGUUGAAGAUGGCACUGAUGAAACACAGAGGCCUCUUUGAGCUUCUGGAGACGCACGGCCGCAUGCUGUUAGACACUAAAUUCCAAGCCGACAACAGCGUGUACGGGAACCAAUGCUUACAGGCGGCGUCGCAGGCCACCCGCAUAGCCAUUGUAACCAUGCUGGAGGAGCUCGCCCCCAACCUGUGGGAGGAUGACCUGGACAGACUGGUUGACUUUGGCCAUCUCAUCAGCCCAGCAUUAGAAAUGAACGUGCUCCCAUCUCUGCUGCAUGGUGAGGCGGUGAACAUCGAUAUGUCGUACAUGGUCUACGUGUCCAGAGAGCGUGGUCUUUUGACAGAAGACGAGAAGCAGCGGAUCAUAAGCUGCAUGGUGGGCCUGGAGCUUCCUGUCUGGCACGCCGCGUUUACCAUGGAGCUCAUACGGAAGUCUCUGCAGGACAGGCUGAAGCAUUCGGGGGGCCUGGUCAGGAUGCCUCUGCCUGUUGGUCUUGGGGAAGCGGUAAUUUCUAAUGACACACCUAGUGAGAUCCUGCACGAAGCUUUUGUGAAAUGGUGUGAUGAGCUGAGCGGCCCCUCUGAAAGCGACUGACUCCUAACCUGGGAAUACCACAGCUCCAUCUCCUUUGUAGAGAACAUUUUUACAUUUUGUAUGUAGGUAUAAAAUUCUUUUCUUGUUUUGUAUUCUAGCUCAUCUUCUAAUUGUAAGAAUACAUUUGCUGCAGGCCGCUCUCCAGCAUGUAUUCGUACUGUUUUCAUCACCAAAUUGUCACAAUAGCAGAUGCUUCCAACGUUGGCAAUGUGGCAGUGUUGUAAAGCAGCCCAAUCAAAAUACAGUAAAAGAUGCACUUUCGAACGUCUAUUUGAAAGCCUCCUCAUUAAAGAUGUAUCAGUUAUCAAACCAUGUACUUGUGUUUUAGUCAAUUUUCCUUGACAUUCUCCCUACCUUCAUGUACUUUCUUUCAAUGCAAAUUGUUUUGGAUUUUAACCAACAUGGCAAUUGCCAUGUUUAGUGCUCCCAAAUGAGAGCCUGACGUAACUCAAGUCAAGUCAUUCAACUUGAAUGUCCAGUGCAACAAAGGCCUGGUGUCGGGGAUGAAGGGCAUCUAGUGGCCUGCAGCACGUACAGCAACAACUGUAGCCGCUAUCCAUCUGUCGUGUGUUUGUUUUAGAAUGAGUGUGUGUGCUGUUGGAUAACAACAGUAAUGUCAAGACUUCCAUUCUGCAGUCAUUUUAAACCACGGCUUGUUUAAUACUUGGAUUUGGAUCGCAGCCCGGCCUUCAGAUAACAUCAUGCGGCUUCACUGUCUGCUGCUUAGACUGUAAUGGCAAAAAUAUAUGUAACUCUUCUAAAUGCUUCAUUUGUAUAACCAGCUUAUUAAUUGCAAGUGCUGAGAUGGAAAGGCCAUGGUAUGAGAGCUGAAGUGUUCCACACUGAUAAAUGUCCUCAGCGUCCUAGCUCUAGAGACUAAACAAAGUAGGUCGUAUGUAUUUGUUUUCAAGUGUUAGGAGGGCGAGGCCAUGGUCAAAGAACUGAUGUGUCUUACAUGGACUAGCUGUCCUGAGUAUCCUGGCUGUAGAGACUCAACAAAAUGGUCAAGGUUUCUGUUGACGCCACCGAUAACUGAACUUGUGUAUAAGAACUACCUCGUUCUGUUAGGGGGCAAGUUGGUUCAUGACAGUCUGCAGAGCAUGUAGCUGUUGUGACCUUUCUUCCCUUGCAAGGAAAUAAACGGAGAAAGACA